GCUGAUGUAUGUUCCCAGUGAGGAGACUACAGUCCUCAGGAGCCACAUAGCACCUCCCCUCCACCUCCGCCAUCAUCUCCUCUUCCUUUAUCUAGGGGCAUGCCUUCUGAACCCAGCCUCAGCACGGCAAUUUUGUCCUUUUCUCCCUUGGCUCUUCCCUCCGGCACAGUCCAACGACCAAACAAACAGCCUGACUCAUCAUUCAUCCUACCUCUGGCCCACAGUGUGCACACGCACCCACCCACCCACACCCAUUAUUUCCUCUGUCUUACACCCCAUCACCAUGAAGGUGACAGAGCCAGCCUCCUGGCAGACAGCAGCAUUUAGAGUGAUGGCUGCAACUGUAAGUGGACAGAGAUGGAUUUGGAUGGACAGGGGGCCGCGCUGCUGAUGGAUGGCUGAAAGCUGAGGGGGACUGAGGAUGGGUUGGAAAACUGGGUAUAUUCGCUGCUACAUGGAUCCAUGCAGUCAGUCCGUCCAUCAGUCAGCCAACCAGUUCUGUUGUCACUGUAUUUUUCUCAUCAACCGUGAAGAAUCGGACUGGAGAACUGUGAGACACAUAAUAAUGGGCAGAUAGUGUGGCCUAAGUUUGAGGACUUCAUGGAAAUUUUACUUAUGCAGUAGGGAGAUGCUGACAGGACAGAGGCUCUGUCAGUCAAAGUCCCACCAGGACUUGGUCCUCUCUGCCCUCAACCAGCAGAGGAAGGAUGGCUUGCUGUGUGACGUCACCCUGGUCGCCGGUGAGCAGAAGUUCCACGCCCACAAAGCCGUCCUGGCAGCGUGCAGCGAUUACUUCAGGGCUAUGUUCAGCUUGUGCAUGGUGGAGAGUGAGGCAGACGAAGUGACUCUGCAAGGAGUGACCAGCGUUGGACUGAAGCACGCUUUGGACUUCGCCUACACUGGACAGAUCCUGCUGGAGCCGACGGUGAUCCAGGACGUCCUGUCGGCAGGCAGCCACCUUCAGCUGCUGGAGCUCCUCAGCCUCUGCUCCCACUACCUCAUCCAGGAACUGAGCAGUGUGAACUACCUGGAGCUGUACCGCGUGGCCGACCUGUUCCACCUCCCCGCCUUAGAGGAGGCCGUGGUGGGCUUCCUGGUGGAGCAUCUGUCUGAGCUGAGCCAGAGCAGGCAGGAUGAGGCCCUGCAGCUGCCCUACCGCCUCCUCAGGGAGGUGCUGAAGAGCGACCGCCUCACCUCUCUGAGCGAGGAGGAGAUAUGGAAGCUGGUCGUUCUGUGGCUGGAACACGACUGUCGCUACCAGUACACUGAGGAUCUACUCCAACACGUCCGCUAUGGCCUGAUGGACGUCUCCACACUACACCACCUUGCCCGUAGCCAUGCUCUGGUCCAGUCCAGUCCAACUGCUGCCGCCUUUGUGGAGGAGGCCCUGGACUACCACCAUGCCACCUUCGCCCAGCCCCUCCGUCAGUCAGCCCGCACCAGGCCUCGCUUUCAGUCUCUCACCCUUUACAUAGCUGGCGGGCGAAAGAGGGAGGUGAGCAGAGUCAGGGAGCUGCGGUACUUCAACCCGGCUGCGCAAGAGCAUGUACGUGUUGCAGGUGGGUCGAACUGGAGCGAGCUGGCGCCCAUGCCCACUGGGCGCAGCCACCACUGUGUGGCCGUAAUGGGGAACUUCCUAUUUGUUGUGGGUGGGGAGGUGGAGCAUGCGACUGGGAGGACGUGCGCUGUGAGGACUGCUUGUCGAUACGACCCCAGGGGAAACUGUUGGACUGAGAUUGCCCCCAUGAAGGCCUGCAGAGAACACUUUGUCCUGGGUGUGCUGGGUCAGUACCUGUACGCAGUCGGGGGCAGGAACGAGCUGAGGCAGGUGCUGCCCUCUGUGGAGCGCUACUGUCCCAAGAGGAACAAAUGGAUGUUUGUCCAACCCUUCGACCGCUCACUGUCCUGCCACGCCGGCUGUGUGGCUGACAACCUGCUCUGGGUCUCAGGUGGGGUGACGAACACAGCUCAGUACCAGAAUCGACUGAUGGUGUAUGACCCAGAACAGGACCAGUGGUUGGCCCGCAGUCCCAUGUUGCAGAGGCGAGUUUACCACGUCAUGGCGGCGGUGAGGAGGCAGCUCUACGUGCUCGGCGGGAACGACCUGGACUACAACAACGAUCGCAUACUAGUCCGCCACAUCGACUCCUACAACAUGGACCUGGACCAGUGGACACGCUGCUCCUUCAGCCUCCUCACGGGUCAAAACGAGUCCGGAGUAGCCGUCCACGAUGACAGGAUCUAUGUGGUUGGAGGAUACUCCAUUUGGACCAAUGAACCUCUGGCAUGCAUUCAGGUGCUGGAUCUGAGCACGGAGGGGAAGGAAGAGGUUUUCUACGGGCCAACGCUGCCUUUCGCCUCCAAUGGGAUAGCAACAUGUUUCCUGCCUGCUCCUUACUUCACCUGCCCAAACCUACAGACUCUACAAGUACCCCAUCACAGGAUAGGUGCUGUUUAAACCACCAGUGAACAAAACGCCAGAAAACAUGAACACAUAACCAGAGUGUGGAGGAGCCUCAACUCAACCCUGGACCGUCAGUAUUUGCAAACGUGGCUGAAAAAAAACGUACCUGAUCAUAGUAAUCGUUCUGGAAGCUGCCAUCCCUGUCACACAAGUGCACAGGGAUUUCUCUGAGACCCAGAUGUAAUAACAAUACUUUCCUGAACUACAAGAGCCAUGUUAUUCUGCAAGCUUCUAGUAAACUCAAAAACAAGUGGCUGUCACAAUAAUACAGCAUAUCUGUUGGAUUUCCCCAAAGACUGAGACACCAUUCAUGAUGUCCAGCGAAGCAAGUUAAGAAAAAAAAACUCCUGAGGGAUUUUAAUUCCCAAAGAAGAGAGGAACAAAAUGCCAAUUCCGGUACCAAUUAAGUGACUUGUGGAAACAUUACUGUGUUGCUCGACUGUCCACAGGAGUUCAAAGAAACUGUCCUCUUUGUAAGCCAUCAUAGGGCUGUAGGAGCUUUUCUAGCUAAAAUCACUGUAUAACAUUUCCAUUAAACCUCUAUUAUCACUUUGGUGGCCUGAAAAACAUGUGCAGGAUGUUUUUCUAGAUAUGGAGAACAAAGCCUGUUUUCUCAUUGACUCGCAUGUUCUUUGAAAUUACAGAUUGGGUUGACAAGUGUCAAGAGCCUGAAGUCCAUCAGUGGAUAAAUACCCAUGUCAUUUUUUAACUUAAAUAAAAGGUAAAAUAAUUACUUGAUUUUCUGCAUCAGCAGUGACACGCCACUGUAUGUGUAUGUUAUCGACCAGUGCAAGUGAGUUUGAAAUUUUUAUUAUGCUCAGGACCUAAGACUGUUUAUGUUUAAAUGAAUGUCUGGUCAUUGUCAUCAUUCAGAGAAGUGUUUAUGAUAUUAUACUAACACUCCAUUGUGCUGACUUUCAAAGCAAAAUUGACCAAAAGAAAAAAAUGUCACUCUGCACUUCACCUCUUCUAUCCAAAACAUGUGUCUGAAAGGAUAUAUUGGCAUAUUUUCAGAAUAAAGAAGCU
Molecule: messenger RNA, 3490 nt
Organism: Epinephelus moara (kelp grouper)
Lineage: Eukaryota; Metazoa; Chordata; Actinopteri; Perciformes; Serranidae
Gene: klhl32
Product: kelch-like family member 32
Exons: 11
Coding region: 629-2458 (609 amino acids)
Molecular function (GO): protein binding
Source: RefSeq, a predicted model, not a curated record